AGCGUCACUCUUAAAAAUCCAGCACACUGUUUCUUUAAAUGCAAAUAACCUCAGCUGCUCUGCUAUUGGAUAAAAACCGCAUCUCCCGCCUAUGCGAACAUUUGAUUGGUUGAUUUUUCUAAGCAUUCACAACUACAUAUAUCCGCUAUCAACAUCGCUCGCUGUCAGUCCAUACUUCUCUUGUAGUCGUUUAUUAUUUGAUAGUGGAGGAGAAAUGUCACUCCGCACCGCUGUUUAUCGACUCAGUAUUCCGUUUAGGAGUGUUUUACAGUCCUGUACUAAACAUACAAAAAGACAUUAUACCGCUGCGAGCCAAGCGCUGUCUGUUCUGGAAAACGAGCUGGACAGUAUCCGUGCUGCGGGCACAUGGAAGGGGGAGAGAGUGAUCACGUCCAAACAGGGUCCUCAUAUCAACUUGGAGGGCAGCAAAGGCGAUAUAUUGAAUUUUUGUGCCAAUAACUACUUGGGUUUAUCCAGUCAUCCGGAGGUGGUACAAGCGGGUAUAGAUGCCCUGAAGAAGUAUGGAGCGGGCCUCAGUUCAGUUCGUUUCAUCUGUGGCACCCAGAGCCUACAUAAGAACUUGGAGGAGAAACUCGCCCAGUUCCAUGAAAGAGAAGACUGUAUUCUGUACGCUAGCUGCUUUGAUGCCAAUGCUGGUCUGUUUGAGGUCCUGUUGGGUCCUGACGAUGCCGUGUUGUCUGAUGAACUAAACCAUGCCUCCAUUAUCGAUGGCAUUCGAUUGUGUCGUGCCAAGAGGUUCCGCUACAAGCACAUGGACCUGAAUGACCUGGAGGAAAGGCUGAAAGAAUCUCAGUCGUCUCGUCUGAGAUUGGUGGUCACCGAUGGGGUGUUCUCCAUGGACGGUGAUGUGGCUCCUCUACAGGGAAUCUGUGAUUUAGCUGAGCAAUACGGAGCAUUGGUCUUCAUCGAUGAGUGUCAUGCCACAGGCUUCAUGGGUCCCCGUGGCCGAGGAACUGAUGAGCUGCUGGGGGUAAUGAACCGAGUGCACAUUGUGAAUUCCACUCUGGGAAAAGCACUAGGAGGAGCUGCUGGUGGUUACACAGUUGGACCUAAGGCUUUAAUUGACCUACUGAGGCAGCGGUCUCGUCCGUACCUCUUCUCUAACUCCCUCCCCCCUCCUGUGGUGGGCUGUGCUACUCGUGCUGUGGAACUGUUACUGGCAUCCAAUGAAAUUGCUCAGAGUAUGGCAGCCAAAACCAUGAGGUUCAGAAACAACAUGACCCAGGCAGGGUUUACCAUCUCUGGCACAGCUCAUCCAAUCUGUCCUGUGAUGCUGGGAGACGCUCGUCUGGCUUCUCUUAUGGCUGAUGACAUGCUAAAACUGGGAGUGUAUGUAAUUGGAUUCUCUUACCCAGUUGUUCCCAAAGGAAAAGCCCGCAUUCGAGUCCAGAUCUCUGCAGCUCACACUGAUGAUGACAUUGAUCGUACCGUAGAUGCCUUCAUACAGACCGGCAGAAAGCAUGGUGUCAUUUCCUAAUGUCAGAGAGAGAACAGGGUGAACUGUGAGCAAAUGACAAAGGAGCAGUUUAUGGAAUGAGCUGUUAGAGUGAGGUUUAAGUUACAUAUCUUAGCAAAAAAUUAAUAAAUAAAAAAAUGCUUAUAUUGCUACUGAGAAAAAUGAAAGUCAGAGGGUAUUUGUACAUUUUAAGCAUUAACAAUAUAAAUGCUUUUGUUAUGAUUCAUAGUCGCUUGUCUGGUUUUUUUUAUAGCCGGUGUCUUUUAAAGCAGCUAUACACCAAAGCAUCUAGACUUUAUUUCAGUUGAGACGUGCAUUUUGCAUUAUGUGCAAGUGUGUGCUUUGUAUAGAUCAUGCAAACUGUUCAUAAUUAAAAUUAAAAAGAUAAUGUCA
This is a messenger RNA of Myxocyprinus asiaticus (Chinese sucker), 1870 nucleotides long. RefSeq names its product 2-amino-3-ketobutyrate coenzyme A ligase, mitochondrial-like. The transcript is spliced from 9 exons. Bases 92 to 1498 code for a protein of 468 amino acids. Gene Ontology annotation, biological process: biosynthetic process; L-threonine catabolic process. Lineage: Eukaryota; Metazoa; Chordata; Actinopteri; Cypriniformes; Catostomidae. Gene Ontology annotation, molecular function: glycine C-acetyltransferase activity; pyridoxal phosphate binding. The record is from RefSeq and is a predicted model, not a curated record.